Molecule: messenger RNA, 837 nt
Organism: Triticum turgidum subsp. durum (durum wheat)
Lineage: Eukaryota; Viridiplantae; Streptophyta; Magnoliopsida; Poales; Poaceae
Source: the annotation of a GenBank genome assembly
AUGUUGCGCGCAGCCGCUUCCCGCCUCCUCGUGCCCCUCCGGAGGCCCUCCCUGUCUCCGGCACCCUCCACGGCGGCCUGCACUCUGCGGCACCUCCGCCUCUUCUCCCCGCCGCCGCAGCCGCGUCGGGGUCCGGAUGCGGAGGUGACGCCGGCGGAGGCGCGGCGUCUGGUGCGGCUCGUGGGCGUGGAGGCGCUCAAGAGGCGGCUGCGGGAGGAAGGGCGGGGCGAGGUGGUCGGCUACGGGGAGCUCCUCGACGCCUGCGUGGAGGCCGGUGCGGCCCGCACGCGCGGCGAGGCGGAGGUGUUGGCCCGAGCCAUGGACGACUCCGGCGUCGUGCUUCUCUUCCGGGACAAGGCGUACCUCCACCCCGAGAAGGUUGUGGACCUGGUCAGAAGGGCGGUGCCGCUUGCACUCGCACCAGACAACGACACGAGACAGGCAGAGUUUAAGCAGCUCCAGGAAAAGAAGGAAGAGAUCGACAAGCUGGCACACAAGCAAGUCCGGCGAGUCCUGUGGACUGGCUUAGGGUUCUUCAUGCUCCAGGUUGGGAUCUUCUUCCGUCUCACGUUCUGGGAGUUCUCAUGGGACGUGAUGGAGCCGAUUGCCUUCUUCACGACCACCUCGGGGCUGCUGGUUGGCUAUGCCUACUUCGUCAUCACCUCAAGGGACCCGACGUAUCAAGACUUCAUGGAGAGGAUGUUUGAGUCGAGGAGGAGAAAGCUUUGCGUGAAGCAUGGUUUCAACAUGGAGAAGUACCUGGAGCUGCAGAAACAUUGCAAGUGCCCUCUGGAAGGCCAUCAUUCUCAGGGGCAUGACUCGCAACACCUGAGCUAA